Molecule: messenger RNA, 795 nt
Organism: Salvia miltiorrhiza (redroot sage)
Lineage: Eukaryota; Viridiplantae; Streptophyta; Magnoliopsida; Lamiales; Lamiaceae
Product: kirola-like
Exons: 2
Coding region: 57-515 (152 amino acids)
Biological process (GO): defense response
Source: RefSeq, a predicted model, not a curated record
UACUGUCUCUCUCUCUCUCAUAAAUUAACUAUAUAAUUAGGGGUUAAUUUUUGGAGAUGGGUUUACAUGGGAAGUUGAUUGCAGCAGUAGAAUUUAAAGCUGGUGCAGAUGUGUUUCUUGAACUUACCAAAAACAAUCCUCAAAAUUUUUCCACAAUUACCCCUAAAAAAAUACAAGGUUGUGAUCUUCAUGAGGGUCAAUUUGGUCAUGUUGGGUCCAUUAUUUGCUGGAGGUACACCCAUGAUGGGAAAGAGAAGAGAGCAAAACAAGUGAUCCAAUCGAUUGAUGAAGAGAAGAAGUUGAUUGAAUUCAAGAUGCUUGAAGGGGACUUGAUGGAGCUUUACAAAACUUUCGUUAUUACAAUCCACGUUGAGACAAUGGGUGACAUUGAUUUGGUGACGUGGACAUUUGACUACGAGAUGCUUAAUGAAGACGUGGAGCAUCCCAUCUCGUUCCUCUCCUACGUCAUCGACAUCACCAAAGACAUUGAGACCCAUCACCUCGCCAAACCUUGAAUUACUCGAGGUGUGAUCUCGGUGAUGACUCGAACCUCCGACUUAUUAGUUGGAGAGGAAACGUCUGAUUAAUUUACGUUCACUUUGUUGUCUUCUUUCUUCGUGAGUUAAUAAGUUAAGAUGUGCGCGUGUGUGCACGUGCGUGUUUUCAGUAGUUGUGUGUUGUGCUUUAUUUCAAGGUUAUAUCAAUAAUAAUAAUGUGUCACAUGUGUAUAUAGAGGUAUGGAAAAAGUAAUGUAAUACCAGUUUGGAUUUUCUGUAUAAAUAUUUUAGUGUGUCA